Planococcus citri (citrus mealybug) is the source of this 8986-nucleotide messenger RNA. It is a transcript of the gene DNApol-zeta, whose product is annotated as DNA polymerase zeta catalytic subunit. Gene Ontology annotation, biological process: error-prone translesion synthesis; double-strand break repair via homologous recombination. The record is from RefSeq and is a predicted model, not a curated record. Lineage: Eukaryota; Metazoa; Arthropoda; Insecta; Hemiptera; Pseudococcidae. Gene Ontology annotation, cellular component: zeta DNA polymerase complex; nucleus. The coding region runs from base 123 to 8690 and encodes 2855 amino acids. Gene Ontology annotation, molecular function: nucleotide binding; DNA binding; DNA-directed DNA polymerase activity. The transcript is spliced from 23 exons.
CUCUGCCCUAUGUCUGCCCAUGUUUAAAGAAUGAUAACGUACAUUUCGCGCUCGCGCGAAUUUCUCACAGUCAUAUUGUAAUUGUACGUUAAAAUAAGAUUAUUUUGUCUAAAUUAGUUACAAUGAGUUCAUCGGAAACGGAAAAUCAUGCAGUCAAAAUAGUUACCGCCGAUUACUAUUUGCACAAACCAAUAGCCAAGCUCGGCGAUCAAUGCUAUUCAGCUUUCAGAAGUUCACUAAUAUAUCGAGUUCCUGUCAUAAGAAUAUUUGGACCCACAUCUGAAGGUGUCAAAACUUGCCUCCACGUUCAUGGCGUGUUUCCAUACAUAUUCGUUCCAAACUGGAACAAUGAAAUUGCCCAGAAAGAAUUGUACAAUUUCGCUGCGAGUUUGGAUAAAGCUAUUAAUAUUUCGUUCGGUCAUGCUAAUUCGAAAUCAACUCAUGUUCAUAACAUUACUCAAGUCUCAGGAACACCUUUCUACGGGUAUCAUGAAAAUGAAAAGAAUUUCUUGAAAAUUGAAUUUUAUAAUCCUGCUAUAAUCAAGAAAGCUUCAGAUUUAUUAUUGAAUGGUGUAGUAUUGAAUACAAUAUUUCAACCUCACGAAUCUCAUAUACCGUAUAUUCUUCAGUUCUUUAUCGAUAAUAAUUUAUACGGUAUGAAUGAUAUAACAUUUUCUGGUUAUAAAUUCAGAAGAAAUGAUACCCAAGAAGUCGAUCUAAUGCUGGACGAAAGCGUUAUCGGUUCCAGCGAUAGAAUUUAUAAACAAAGCCAUUCUGCAUUGGAAAUCGAUAUAACUGUUUCGAAUUUAUGCAGCGUUUCGAGUAACGAAGGAAACAUUCCUAAUAAUCCUGGUCUAGCGUUUAUUUGGGAAGACGAAAAGAAACGUCGCAGAUUUAAUCAAAAGUCAUCUCAAAUCACACCGAAUGAAUCCCAACAAAGACCUGAAAAACCGGUCACACGAACUGAAAAAUAUUUCAAAGAUAAGUUAGCCGAAAAAUUACAAGCAAUUAAGGAUAAUCAAGCUUGUAUGGAUAUAGAAUACGACGAGACUCCGUCUUCGAGCACUGUCUACGGAGAACUGAACUCGCAAUCUAUCAGUUUAUUGGAAAUUUUACAAGAUCUCGCCGGUCAACAAGAGAAAAAUAAAGCUACCGGUUCCACAUCGGGCAGCCUGAGUCUUGUGUACUCCAACGAUGAAGACGAUUUGUUAGAUUGUUCCCAACCUUUGUUGAAACUCAACGCCGAAGACGAUAGCAUCCUAGGAAAUCGUUUCUCCGACGAUGAGAACGAUAUCGACGAUAACGAUCAUCAAGCUUUAUCGCAAACGAUCAGUUAUACCAGACAGCAACCCAUCGUGUUCAGUGACGAUUCCGAAACGGAGCUCGCCGGAGGAAUACCUCAACUGGACGGAGCUUACGAUACGAAAAACGUUAAGAAAUCCGCUUCUAAGAGAGCCAAAUCAUCGAAACCGUACCGAAAAGUAACUUAUAAUCUGAGAUCGAAACCUCAAACCGAAGACAAAAACGACCAAAGUGACAAUUUCCAGCCGAGAGAUUUCAAAAUAGUGCUAAGUAAGAUGGAAAGUCUAGCUAAAACUACUCCUAAAAAAACAACGUAUCCUCGUCUCAGCAUCGAUACUCAAAAAUCACCCAGAUCGAAUCAAUCCAAGUCCGAUUUCGUUCACUUAUGCCCCAAAGAACCGAUACUUCUGCUUCCUCGAUUGACAAAUCACUCAUCAGGCGAAUCGUUACCUUCCCAGAGUCGAACAGAAAACAUAAAUGUAUCAGCAUCUGCAAGCAGUCAACCUACGAAGGUAUCCGAAGCUGUUGCUAACAAUAGUAGCAUCUUGCUGAAAUCCAAUGGACCGAUACUUCUAUUGCCUCGUUUAACCGAUGAAUUAUCUGCUGAGUUUUUACCUUUGGCGUCGCGAUCGAGUAUCGAAAAUACGAAAUCGUCGUCAUCUUUAACGAAAACUUCACCUACCAAGGUAUCCAGAGCUGAUGAUAGUUUGUUACCGAAAAGUUCGCCUAAGAAAGCUUCUAGAAGUGAUGACAGUUUGUUGAUGAGAAGUUCAACUUUGAAAGUAACUAGAGUUGAUGACAGUUUGUUAGCAAAAAGUUCAUCUACGAAAGCAUCUAGAAGUGAUGACAGUUUGUUAACGAAAAGUUCAACUUUAAAAAUGGCCAGAGCCGAUGACAGUUUGUUACCGAAAAGUUUAUCUACGAUAGGAUCUAGAAGGAAUGACAGUUUGUUAACGAAAAGUUCAUCUACGAAAACAACCAGAGCUGAUAACAGCUCGUUACUGAAAAUUUCAUCUACGAAAUCAACCAGAGCCGAUGUUAGUUUCUUACCGAAAAGUCCAGCUACGAAAGCAACCAGAGCUGAUAACACUUUGUUACCGAAAAGUCCAUCGACCAAAUCAUCCAGAUCAGUCGACAGCAGUUUACUCGGCAGCGAUAAAAAAGUUUAUCCUCAGUUAAACAUCACCAUCAAGAAAUCACCGAAAUCAGCUCAAAAACCUACGAGUAUUUCAGACGAAGCAACUCGACCUUCGCGAGUAUCAACCAAUUUCCAAACGUUGAAAAAACGUAAAAUUAAUUUCGGCGACGACGAUAGCGAUUCGAGUAAAUCCAAGGAAACCAUGGAUGCGGAUUUAUUAAGCCCGAGAUGGAGAAAAUCACUCAAACGAAGGAAAAAAGACGACACAUCGUUCAAAAUUGGAGACUCGUUUUCGCUAUUAGAAUUUCAAAAACUCAGAAAGCCCCAAAGUACAGCCAAACGACCGGAAAAGUUGACCAGUCUCGAUGGUUCAACGAAUACUAGCGAAAUGGGCAGUCAGAAUUACAGCUUGCGUUUGAAUUCUGCCGAAUGUUCGAAUACCAGUCGUAAUACGUUGGAGAAAACGAAUCAGAUAGAUCAUUCGUCCGAAAUGGAGUCGUUGAAGAUUUCCGAUGACGAAGACGAAGCUAACGGAAAUAUUGAAAAGUCCAAUGUCGAAGAAGUCAUGUUGCAAGUAUCGAAAUUACCUUUGAUGGAAUGCGACGACGAAUCUUUACUAGCAGUACCGUUAGAAACAAUCGAAGAUGAUGAAAUGGAUCCUCUGGCAGAUCCUUCUGCGGAGGAGUCGUCAAAUUCGUCUAUUUUUAGAGUUCCUGUAUUGAAACUACCUCGUUUAUGUUCGACUAUGGUGAAUGAUUCGGUAUCUGCUUCGUUUUAUGAAAACAGUUCGAUCGAGUUGAAUAUUUCUGACUCGAUCGAUAGCAGGACCGCAUUUCAAUCGAAGCUGAACGAAAAUUCGAUUCCAACGACGUCGAAAUUCGAAGAAAAACAAACCACAGAUGCGCAGCAUGAAGUAAUGGGUUCGAAUAUGAUAUCCGGAGUAAAUGCAGCCCUGCCAAUGUCGAAAAUUAUCGAAGAAGUAGUUCGUAGUUCGAAAAAUGAACUUCUAAAUGUGGUAAAAUCGCAUCAAGGAACUGAAACCCCCAAAGUGGAGACAAAACUGCAAUCGGAUGAUAAACAAAUACGUUCGAGCGAAUCAAAUCCUAUCAAAGUUUCUAAAAAACCAGCGCAAAAAAAGAAAAGCCUCGGAAUGCGUAUGCGAAAUAGCAUCAAACAACCGAAGAACGUUUCAAAGUCGAACCAAAACACUUCCAAAGAUUUAAAACAAAACAAAGACGACGAAAGAUUCGUAGAAAAGUUACCAAUGACUCUAGUCGAUCAGGGAUUCGGUCACAGUGAAAGAUCGAGAUCACCGGAACUUUUUUCUGACAGUAAUAUCGAAUUGGAAAUCAUCCCAAGUGCUUCGCAGUUAUCGCCAAAGAAUCCGCAGAUAGAAUCGAGUACUUCGAAUGAGGAAAAUCCACCUUCGACAACGAAACAUCAAAAUACGUCGAAUUCUGCGAAUUCAAACCGUGCAAGUUGUUCGAAAACCAAAUCCAGUGGUUCAACCAAGUUGACUUCGCCUCCUUGUUUCGAAGAUAGCCAAAUAGAAUUGGAUAUUACCAAGUUUUGCUCUAAAUCAUUCGAAGAUUCGACUAAAGAAGGCGUCGAAGAUUCAGUCUCUGCGCAAAAUCUAAAUCUUGCAGUUUCAACGAUCGAUAACAGCGAACGAACGAAUGAAGCAUCGAUUCCAAAGUCAACGAAAGUAAACGAUACGAGUUGCGAGAAAACUAAAUCCAAAGGUUCAACCAAGUUGACAUCGCCUCCUUGUUUCGAAGAUAGUCAGAUAGAAUUAGAUAUUACCAAAUUCUGCACCAAUUCGUUCGAAGAUUCGACCAAAGAGAGUCUCGAAGCUCCUCGAAACCUCGCAGCUUCAACGAUCGAUAACAACGAACGACCGAACGAAGCAUUACCUUCUACUUCAAAUAUCAACAGUUCCUCUGCUAUUCGAGAACGAGAAACGUCACCGAAACAAACCCUCAAAGAGAAAGAACCACCGGUCUUAUCGCAAUCUAUUUUUAGCGAUGAAAUUCUCGUAGGUCCGACAGACGCCGCAGUCCCCGAUGAUAAUCUAAUCUGCAGCCAGGAAACUUUAUUCGAAGAAAAUCCUUAUAUGAAUGAAAAUCUGCCAUCUUCAGAGUUCAUUUUCGACGACCAAUCGUUCAUCUCAUCGAAUGCCAAGUUACCAGAAACGUUCAGCGAGGUCGAUUUAUUCGCCAGUCAAGAAACACCAUCUCAGCGAAACCUGAUGAAUGAGAAUGUAGUUCUGUCGCAGUCCCUACUUGGUGACGAUUAUCUCGAUAAAUCGAAUGAUUCGUUACAGAAUCGAUUGAUGGACGAUAACGAUACAUUUUUCAGUCAAAAUUGUUUACCAAAUUUGGAUAACAACGUCGAUGAAAAUUUUCAACUGUCUCUUUCGUUUUUUCAAGAUGAUGAUAUUCCAAUCGAACCGGCUCCUGAAUCAACCUCCCCGAAACCUAAUCCUUCUUCAAAUCUACAAUCAACGGUUGGUUCUGCCAUAUCCCAGAAUCUUAACACCGAAACCGAAAACGAUAAAGAUGAUUUGAAUACUUCUUGUAGCAACGAUUCACUGAUGAAUGUUCUCGAGAAUCUAACUCCGAGAACGAGAGAAGCUCUGAAUCGAAAAUUAGAUUCGUUCGAAGAUGAAAACUCAACCUCGGUGCUUUCUCAAGAACCACCUGAAUUCAUGCACGUUGAUUCUGAGAUAACCAGGGCACAAAAUAAACCAUCCGGUGCCCCGAAAGAUUCGGUUAUUUUGGCCGGAACUGAAAAUACCAAAAACCAGCAUCAAGAUCUCGCUGAACAAUCCUCGAGUGCUCAUUCUUCCAAUAUUUUCGGUAAAUCUUCUCACAAAUUCGACCUUUUUUCCUCCUCAACUAAACCCAACGAACCAACGAUUCACGAUCAAAUUCUAUUCGAAGAAGAUUCGUUCGAUUUAGCCAUGCCAGCUCCCUCUGUUCAACGUGAGAACGAACCUGAGAAGAAAACACCCACCUUGGAUAAGCUCAUUCUAAAUAACAGCUUUUGGGAUUCCGUCGAUAGCGACGAGUCAACGCAAGAAGAUAACGAGAUACAAAGUUUUUACCAUAAUCAAUCGAUAACUCCGGCUCAUAUCACCGUCAUUAGAGAUAUAGCCGAAAACGACGACUAUUCUCCCAUUGCGAAAUCACUCACUCCCGAAAGUCAAGCUAGUAACGAAAUUCUUAGCUUUUACGGUUCUCAAAGCCCAGAGAGUAUGAUUUGUUCUCUCAGCCAAUCUGUUCUCAAAGCACCGGAGGCUAAAUCUACUCCUAAUAACGAACCUUCUCAAGCUGAAAUCUCCAAUCGAAGAUCAUCCGGAUCAUCAUCGUCAGUUAUGCCUCGUACGAGUAGCACUCCAGCUGGGCCAUCGACUAAGAGAUCUCCUUCUCCUCUUCGCACUCCGGUUUUUAAAAAAUUAGCCUUCAAGAAAGGCAAAGAAAAAGAUAAACGUCGUAUUUCGUCUCAGCGUUUUCGAUCCGAGCCUUUUUUACCGGAAAUAGAAGAGGAAGAGGAAAGCAAAAAGAAAGAACCUGAUAAAAAUACCACCUUGAGUUUACCUCUGGAAUUAGAAUCCGAUACGUCGAAAAUCGACGCUAAUAAAUCGCUUCUCAACAACAGCAAAAUGUCAACUUGCAGCGGAGGAAGUUAUCAGAUCGAUGGACCAUCUCUCGAUAACACUUGUGGCUUUAAAAUGAACCUCGAAAAUUUACAAGAUAUAAAAACCGAUAAACAAUUCCAGUUUAUUACGCUUAUUUCGGUGGAAGUGUUUGCUGCGACUCGAGCGGAGUUGAAACCUGAUCCAGAACACGAUGCUAUUAUCUGCGUAUUUUACUCUAUUCAUCACGAUGCUCCUGGAUUCCCUGCUUUGAUCUCGGGAAUCAUCGUAGUGAGUGAAGAUCCACUACCUGCAGAUUUGAAUCGAUUCAAGUGCGAAAAAACAGUCGUGCCGAGCGAAGCCGAAUUAUUCAAUAGAUUCCUAGGUGUGAUCAGAAAGUGGGAUCCGGAUAUGUUCAUCGGAUACGAAGUCGAAAUGCUCUCGUGGGGAUUCCUCAUCCAACGAGGCCACUUCUUGGGUCGAAAUCUUAGUCAAGAAUUAUCACGUGUUCGAGAAACCAGACAAAAUGAACCGACUGAAAGACCUCCUUACGAAGAAGACGAAUACAGCAAUGAAAUAAAACUCACUGGACGUAUCGUACUCAAUGUUUGGCGUCUCAUGCGUCACGAGGUGAAUUUGCAGAGUUACACGUUCGAAAAUAUCAUAUUUCAUGUGCUGCAUCAGCGUGUUCCGAAACACAGCUUCAAGUUUUUAACCGAGUGGUGGAAUAAUUCGCUUAAGAGAUGGAUCGUCGUCGAUUAUUUCCUGCUUCGAGCCGAAAGCAAUAUCACCCUACUGGAGCAGUUAGAUUUCAUUUGCAGGACGAGCGAAUUGGCCAAAUUAUUUGGAAUACAAUUCUACGAAGUUCUAUCCAGAGGAUCUCAAUUUCGAGUCGAAUCAAUGAUGCUGAGAUUGGCCAAGACUCAGAAUUACGUUGCAGUAUCUCCCAGCGUCAAACAACGAGCUCAGAUGAGAGCUCCGGAGAGUCUUCCACUCAUUAUGGAACCUCAGUCGAAAUUUUAUACCGAUCCUGUAAUCGUAUUGGAUUUCCAGAGUUUAUACCCUUCGAUCAUCAUCGCCUAUAAUUACUGCUUCUCUACGUGUCUCGGAAGAAUCGACAGUCUCGGACAAAACGAACCAUUCCAUUUCGGAUGUAUCGAACACACAGUACCCAACGAACUGCUAAUGAAACUGGAAAACUCGCUGAAUAUAUCUCCAGCCGGAGUAGCUUUCGUCGAUGCUUCCAUCCGUAAAGGUACUCUGCCUUCUAUGCUCCAAGAAAUCCUCGAAACUCGUCUAAUGGUCAAAGCAUCGAUGAAAAUGAAUACAGGAGACAGCCUCCUCUCCCGAGUCCUACAUGCCAGACAACUAGGUCUCAAGUUGAUCGCCAAUGUCACUUAUGGAUACACUUCGGCCAAUUUUUCCGGCAGAAUGCCCUGCAUGGAGAUCGCCGAUAGUGUCGUUAGUAAAGGCAGAGAGACCCUGGAGAGGGCUAUUGAACUGGUCAAUUCGACUGCUAAAUGGGGCGCCAAAGUUGUAUACGGAGAUACAGAUUCGUUAUUUGUGUUAGUUCCCAAACGUACGAAAGAGGAAGCUUUCAAAAUCGGCGCAGAGAUUGCCGAAGCUGUUACUAAUCAGAAUCCCAAACCGGUUAAACUCAAGUUGGAAAAAGUCUAUACGAGUUGUAUUUUACAAACGAAAAAGAGAUACGUUGGGUAUAUGUACGAAAGCCCUAAUCAAGAGAAACCUACGUACGAUGCUAAAGGAAUCGAAACUGUUCGAAGAGAUGGUUGUCCUGCUGUGUCUAAGAUUUUGGAAAAAAGCUUGAAAUUAUUAUUCGAAACGAAAAACGUCAACACAGUCAAGCAAUACGUUCAACGUCAAUUCACCAAACUGAUCGCUGGUCGGAUUAGUAUUCAAGAACUCACUUUCGCCAGGGAAUAUCGAGGAAUGAACAGCUACAAACCGGCUGCUUGCGUACCUGCUUUGCAACUCGCCAAGGACGCGGUGUCAAAAGAUAGGAGAGCUGAGCCUCGAAUCAAAGAAAGAGUUCGUUACGUGAUCGUCACCGGUGCUCCGGGUGUUUCUUUGAUUAAACUGGUUUGUACUCCCGAAGCAUUUCUCGAUACGCCCGGAUCGUUGAUCAAUACCGAAUAUUACAUUACUCGAGCCAUUAUUCCAGCAUUGGCGAGAUGUUUUAAUCUGUUGAAUGUCAAUGUUCAAGCAUGGUAUACAGAGCUACCAAAAAAGCAACGAUUGAAUUUACCCAUCGAUUACGACCAACGUGAUAAGAAUUUCAAAAAGACAGUGAUCUCGGAUUAUUUUAACUCGUCUAAAUGUAUAAGUUGUUCGAAAGCUGUCGGAAGUAUCGUUUGUAAAGCGUGCGAACAUUUACCCCAAAGAUUAGCGUUGAUUUUAGGCAACAUGAGCAAUCGCUGGCAACGCAAACGUAAUUACGUGUCUAAGAUUUGUCGCUCGUGCUGCGGAAGAAACCAACCAAUCGAGUGUUCUUCGUUAGAUUGCCCCAUUUAUUACUUACUCCGGCAAACUGAUGAAGAUGCUAAGCAAGUUGGGUGCGCUGAGAACCUCAAACAAAAAUAUUUGUAUUUUUAAGAUUUCCGUUUUACCUUCUACGAUGGGUUUCCUAUUCUAAUUGUACUUGGAAGUUUUUUUAUUCUAGUUUUUUAUAUUGUGAUUUUUUUUUGCUUUUUUUACUACGUUUCAUUUAGUGAUUAGUGAUAACAGAUUCGUUGUUUUUUGCGCAUUAACUCAUAUUAUUAUGUUUGCGUAGGCGAUUCGGUAAAUUUUCAUGUCAUUCUGAUUGUGAUGGAUUGUUUGAUAUUCCUAUUUUGUAAUCGUUUUUUAUAUGGGUUAUUUUUUUCGUAUAAAAAUCACUGAUGAGUUGGGAA